AUGAACGAUGGAAACCGGGAGAAGGCGAAAGCGACAGCCGCAGCCUUGCUCAAGGAUGAGAGCUUUGUUAUCAAGUAUCCAGCCCUAGCUCGGGCCCUCAAAGAGUCUGUGGAGCCGUCCGAAGAACCUGGAGUGUCUUCCACUGUACUCCUACCCGGCCCCGCGGCACAGAAGCCACAGUUGCCCCUCAAUCCCACGUCCUCUUCUCCUGCAGCCUCGCCGCCUCUGAGCGGCAGCACCUCGAAAUUUCCAGAGCCGACGCAGCAGGCGUCAUCACCUGUGCACCUCGCGCAGAGUCACCCCUCGAGAGAUCCGCAGGGAGGAGAGGCGGCAGAGACACGGACGGGCCAUGUCACGGACGAUGCCCUCCCCGCGGCAGCCUCUGGCAUCGCCUCCCCCACAGGAGAACCCGCAGAGAAAGUUUUACACCCUCCUGUGCACUAUAUGAAGCGGCUGGAGGAGCUGCAACAAGGCUACGUGCAAAUCAUGCAGCAUCGCAACAGCGUGUCACUGCAGUAUGAGCUGCUGAGAAAAACCGGCCGCCCCCUUACGGGCGCACGGCUCCCAAGCGCCGUGGCGCUCAGUUCGUCGCCUCCUUUCAUGCUGCCCAGCACCUCUGCUCGACCCCUCGUGAAGUCUGUAGCAGAUGCGUGGCCGCCAGGCACGAUAGAGCAGCAGCAACAGCAACAAGCUCUCCUGCAGCUUCAGCGCAUGGGAGCAACUCCGAGCGCUGUCCACCCCUGCAUGCCACAAGCGGUCCCCUGGAUAGUCAGCGCCGCGACGCACUCCCCCGAGGCAGUCGCUUCCGCCGCAGAGGCGGUCGCUGGCCAUGAUGGCAGCCUUGCAGAGCGGAGUGCUGCGAUUCAUCAGCUUCGCCAGCAGCUGCAUCCUCACGAAAAGCCUCGUCCAACAAUCGACCCUGCAGUCCUCUACGAGAAAGCAGGCAUAGACCUAGCCGUGCAGCACCUCAAGGAUCGCGCCGAGCGCAUGCACGCUCAGAGCCGCGAAAUUACGCGGGCUUUAGCGCACAAGAAGCAGCAGGCGGAGCUUGAGGCGCUCAGGGAGAAGAAUGCUCACCCCCUGCUGGCCGACGUUACUGCACGCGAUGGAAUUGCAGUGGCGCAGGCCGAAGCUGCGCGCAUCGAGCUGAGGAGCCGCGAUGCCCUUUACCACGCGGCAUACGCUGAGGAUGCAGAUGCCGAGCUGGUGCGGCUGCAUGCGGAGCGCAUGAAGGACAUCACCCGCAUUCAAGAGACUAACCCUCUUCCUCAGCAGUGCCAUGUUACACGGGCAGUUGCUGAGGGUCUGGAAGAUCCUCUGGAAAUCAUGGCCCAGCGCAACGUCGACUUCAGAGUGCAAAGACUCUCGGCUGCGGCUGCUCAGCUUGCCGUGUCUCGCAUGCUCCGUAACUUAGGCUACAGUCAAGAGAGAGAAGAUGCCGUGCCUGUGCGGCGCGGAGAAGGCCCCGCCGUCUAUAAAUCCAAGUUCCCGAAGGCCUACCCCGAGCUUGGAUAUGCAAACGCUUUGCCCGUGAGUCAGCAGGGAAGGCGCGAGCUGUUUCGCAAGGCGCAGCAGAAGGACGGCAAAGUGCCCACGUUUGCAGACUUCGUGGAGGAGGAGACGCAAAGAGAGGCAGUCGGAGAACUGGAUGUGUUUUCGGGGCCUGGGAAGCAGCUCAUGCUCGCGCAGCAGGAGAAGCGGAAAGAAGACGACGACUGGGCAAGGCUGUGCUUGAGCAAGCUGCACUCGAAGAAUAUGGCCCUGGAAGAGGCAAAGAGCGCGAGACAGGAAGCGGAGGAAGCCCAACGAUCUCUGGAAAGAAUGCGCCGUCGCCAAGAGGAACUGGAGGCUGAGCGGGAUGCCAUGGCUCAGCUAGCUCGAAGACGCGAGAAGGAAGCAGCCCAGGCCCGCGAGGAAGCCGAGCGGCAAGCAGCCGCAGCAUCUGCAUUAGUACGCAAAGCUCCAAGUCGCUCUCCUACGCUGACUGUGGAAGCAGCAGCCAGAGCUGGGGAUCCUGCGCGACGAGGGGCCUCUGCUGCGCUGAGCAGAUCUCGCACUGUUUCGCUGUCUCGAGCGUCUUUGUCCCAGGCGGCACGGAUUGACGAAAAGCGUCUCCUGGAAGCAGAGAACCUGCAAAACUGUGAAAAGACGAUUCAAGACUCUUUUGAGGUGCUGCCCCCGAAGCGUCUGCACGCCGCCAUCCCGCAGCAGAGCAGACGCAAGGGCGAGAUCUUGAACAACGCACUGGCCGAGCGCCUGCCGCCGUAUCGAUGCGAGGAAUUCGUUUUUCUGACUCCUCCAGUGGAAACGACACCUGAGAAGCUCAAACUCUUGUACACACAAAUGAAGAAGGUCUUCUCCUCUGGAGAGCUUGGGAGCAGUGAGCACGUGCAGAUGAUCUACGAUUUCUCAGUUGGCUGUUGUCAGGAGUUCGUUCGCAAGGACCCUGCCUCGCAGGUCGUCAUCAACACCGACCUCGUGGACUUGUUGCUGCAGCAAGUCAAUGAGUCGUCCAACAGCGAAGUUGUCGCCUUCUGCAUCCACAUUUUAAUCGUUGCUCGCUCUCCCCACAGAAAAACCGCCCAGUAUUCUGCCUUCCUCGCAGUGCUCAGCAAGUGGAAACACGAGCCAGCAGUGCUGACAAGGGCCUGCCUAGCAAUUGACGCUGCAGCACAAAGGGCCCAGCUGGAAGGACUAGCGUCGCACGAAAGAAAGAAGCUUUUAGGCGCUGGUCAGCGUUUGGAGGAAGGCUACAACGACUUGCGGCGGCCUCCCAGCUACAACGAGGUCGUGCAGAUCUUAGAGUCGAAAACUCCCAAGUGGAUGCCAGAUGAUGCCAGCGACGUUGACAAGGUCUUCGGCCGUGUGACACUGCACGCUAUCAUCAGCGCCUUGCAAGACAGCAAAGGCUCAGUUGUCUUGUGCGCUCACAUCAAUGAAUUUAUCGCGACCUUCAGUUACCAUGUUACGACUCUGGCGGAUGCGAGGAGGAGGGCCGUUGAGCUGGGUGUCAUCGAGGCCAUCGUUAAGAGCAUGACAGCGUGCUCCACAGAUCCGCUGAUGUGUGCCUUUGGCUGUCGGGCAAUCUCUCGCCUUGUUUACAAAGAGCCUGACGACUCGAAGAUCUACACGGAGCUUCUCAAGAUGCGCGCCAUGACCACGCUUCUCUUUGUCAUGUUCAAGCACGGCAAGGAACCCUGUCUCGCCGAGGACGCCCUCAGGUGUAUAGCGAACUGCGCUUCCAACGAGCGAUGUGCCGCGGCCAUCCUCGAACGCGGUGUCAAUGUAAUCUGCAAGGUGGUGUCUGAACACUCCGACAACAUGGAAGUUGUAGCCCAGGGCUGCCGCUGCCUUUGGCUGCUCUCGUCUCAGCCGGGACUGCAAGCGCCUCGUGCAGCCUUGAUAGAUACUGAAGUCUGCAAUCGGUGCACGGCGCCGGGAGCAGUCAGUCUGGCACAUUGUUCGCAGACAUUGCAGUGUCUCGGACCUUAA
This is a messenger RNA of Cyclospora cayetanensis, 3492 nucleotides long. RefSeq lists its product as uncharacterized. The record is from RefSeq and is a predicted model, not a curated record. The transcript is spliced from 18 exons. The coding region runs from base 1 to 3492 and encodes 1163 amino acids. Lineage: Eukaryota; Apicomplexa; Conoidasida; Eucoccidiorida; Eimeriidae.